CGUGCGUCUGCAUGAAGAGGAUGUGUGUGAGUUUCACUUCAGGUCAGCAAAGUGCCAGCGCCUGUUGACCGUCCAGCUUGCUAAAUCGGGAAACGCCUCGUAUUUGGAAACUUCCUCUUUCUCUCGGCCUCAGCCGACAUGAAGUUAAGUGACAUCUCCAGUGGAAAGGCGUCGUGUGGAUAGAGUAAAUGUGCCAUGAUGGACGGCCUCUGUGAAGCCGCGUCUUUUAUACAGAUGUGAAACUCCUGGCUGGCGUCACACCGCCGCAGGACUUCGCAUGCGAUCAUGGCUCCCACGACGCCACUGCCUCUUUUUCUCCUUUGGCUCCUCUGCUUCUGUCGCGCCGACGACGGCCGCGGAGAUUGUUCAGCCGGGUGUCCGACGGUGAAGAACACAGUUAGCAAGCACUGUGAACAUGUCCUCUCCGACUGCCUCCAAGGUGACGUUUCCUGGACCAGGUGUUACACGCGACAUAUUGUACGAUGCACACCAGCCCAUCGAGGGAAGCCCGGCUUCAUUUUUGGUCAGGUUGACCCAUCCAAUGAGGCGGAGGUGCAUCCUACUACUGAACACGGCAUUCGCAUGCCGUCCUCAGCCCUGCAGAGAGCCAGGGGACCUGAUUUUAGCCGCGAGGUGUUGGUGGUGGCCACCGUGCUGGACAGCGCACAUUUCAAGCCUCGAAGGAGAAAACAAGGGAGAAGAGUCCAACAAGACCCUGCAGGCAAAGUGUUGGGGGGGACCGUUCUGGUCGUGCAUGCGGGAAGAUACCCGCUCCACAACCUCCCAGAACCCAUCACGUUGACCUUCAAACACAACAAAACGGUGGGCAACGGGACGUGUGUGUUUUGGGAGGAGUCGAGCCAGGAAGAAGGAACAGGGGACUGGAGCACACACGGCUGUGACACCAGCGACACAGGAAGUCACUUUGUUUGUCGCUGCAACCACCUGAGCUUCUUUGCCGUCCUCGUGAACCCCGACGUCUCACUGAGUAAAGAGGAUGCCUUCAACUUGAGUUUGAUCACUUACGUAGGCUCAGCACUCUCAGUCGUCUUCACGGUCAUCAGCUUGAUCAUCUACAUCUGCCUACACAAGCAGCAGCCCGAAAGAGCCGUCGGCCUGCACAUGCACCUGACGGCGGCGCUGCUGUGCCUGCACUUGAGCUUCCUGCUCUGCAGCUUCUGGGCCUGGAGGCUGAAGGACGACGAGGCGGACUGGUUCUGCCGGGCGCUGGGUCUCCUUCUGCACUGGUCUCUGCUGGCCACUGUCAGCUGGUCGGCUCUGGAGGGCUUCCACCUCUACCUCCUGCUGGUGCGAGUCUUCAACAUCUACAUCAGGAGAUACCUGCUCAAACUGAGUGUGGUGGGCUGGGGCCUGCCCACGCUCGUCACUCUGCUCUGUGGCGUCUCGGGCGUCUACGGGAAGUACAAGCUGGAAUUCCGUGACGCCAACAAUCCCACUUCAACACUGCAGCUAUGCUGGAUCAGCAGCCAGUUCCCCCACAGACAAGUGGUCACCUACGUCACCACGGUGGCCUUCCCCAGCCUGGUCGUGCUUUUCAAUUCCUGCAUGCUGGGCCUGGUGGUGUUCAAGCUGUGGCGACUACGGGGCGGCGGCGGCGGCUGGGAGAAAUCCAGCAAGGGUCGGGCCAGCCGCUUGUGCAAGGACUGCGUGACCGUGCUGGGCCUCAGCUGCGUGCUGGGUCUACCCAUGGGCUUGUCCAGCGCCACCUACGUCUCCGUGCCCGGCAUCUACACCUUCACGACGCUCAACUCGCUGCAGGGCGUGCUGGUGUUUUUGUGGUCCUUGGCUUUGACCUGCAAGUCUCGAACUGACGCCACCGCGUCAUCACGAGACACUUCCUCUCAGCGAAUCAUCACCACCAGUUUUAACAGCUGAGACCCCCCCACACAUGUUAUAUUGCCUAUAUUAGGUGAGAGAGAGCAGUAAAGAUUGAAGUCAUGUCAGGUCAUCACCCUUGCCGGCCACUGGAGGGGGCACUUCACCUUGUGAGAGUUGCCGGGUGCUUAGGCAUGAUUCCAUAAACACUUCCCGACCCUCAUUUCUUAUCUGCACCGUGUGGGGAGUCAGUACACCUCUAUACUUUAUACAUGUACCCCCUUCAAAGCAUUGCACACUUGCCCCAGGGGGACCCACCCCACUAUUUCAGCAGCACUGCCCUCUAAUCAUUUCUAAAUAUGUGAUAAUAAAGCUGAAAAUGUUUUUUUUACUGCAUACAUGGUGGCGCCCUGUGUGUCCCUACAGCUAAAAAUCCAGCCUCAAAACUUGCAGCGAGGUGACCACAAGUCAAGACAUGAUUGCAAACGGUUCUUUUAUGCCUUUGAUGUGUGCCUUUCUCAGUAAAUAAUGCACGCGUGAAGUUAGCCGCCGCAUAGCACAAUAGUGAGCUGUGAGGAUUCCAUUUACAAAGAUGAGGGGCUUCAUUAGCGCUUUCGCGGCCUUCCAAAGCACCUCUGCAGCACACACGCGCUCCCUGCGAGUGUGACGCACACGCACGGCGCACACCGCACACCGCACACGCUCCAGGCUGACUUUUAAGAGCCGACUGAGCGUGACUCCCGCUGACAAGCGAGUCCAU
Molecule: messenger RNA, 2596 nt
Organism: Dunckerocampus dactyliophorus (ringed pipefish)
Lineage: Eukaryota; Metazoa; Chordata; Actinopteri; Syngnathiformes; Syngnathidae
Product: adhesion G protein-coupled receptor G3-like
Exons: 15
Coding region: 286-1896 (536 amino acids)
Biological process (GO): cell surface receptor signaling pathway; adenylate cyclase-activating G protein-coupled receptor signaling pathway
Cellular component (GO): membrane
Molecular function (GO): G protein-coupled receptor activity
Source: RefSeq, a predicted model, not a curated record